AAACUGCCAGGGGGGAUUUAACCCUGGUUGUUCCCAGGUUAUUCGUGCAUUGUUACCUUGGGAGAAAAAGCCUGAAUGUCUGGACACUCCUGGUGUCUUGUGAGAAACAAAGACUCUCCCAAGAGAAACUUCCUGGACAAGGCCCCUGUUAGACUCGGGCACCCUUGGAAGACAUCGACUCCUAGCUUUCCCUCCGUUCCUGAACACUGUACAGCAACUCUUCUGCUGCAAAGCCCCCAGACAACCCCAGCAGGGUGGCCUGCUCCUAACCCUAUGAUGCCCAGAUUGCCUGAUCCGAGGAUGAUCCUGGCUCAGGGGUGACUUGGCAACAGCCUGUAAGUACAUAAGGGGUGUGCAUCAGGAACCGGGAGAACAUCUAUUCAGCAGGGCACCCCGUGGGAAGACGUGGUCGAAGGGUCACAAACUGUUGGAAGAGUGUUUUAGACUGGACAUAAGGAAAAACUUCUUUACCGUCCGAGUCUCCAGAGUCUGGAACAGACUCCCCCCAGAAGUAGUGCAAGCUCCUACUCUGAAUACCUUCAAGAAAUACUUGGAUCUUAUCUUGCUGGGGUGAUGUGACCCCAGCUGACUUCCUGCCCUUUGGGCAGGGGGCUGGACCCGAUGACCUUGCGAGGUACCUUCCAGCCCUAAUGUCUUUUUUUCCAAAAAUAUUUCUAUCUAUCUAUCUAUCUAUCUAUCUAUCUAUCUAUCUAUCUAUCUAUCUAUCUAUCUAUAACUCCACCUCCAACACUCUGCCAAGUGGCCUUUGUGGCUCACUUGGCAGCUCAAAGCAUGCUGGAAACCCGUUACGCAGUUUGCACCAUACUACUGCUCCCUAUACCCGUACCCCCACCCACUGCCCUCCUCUGAGGGACUAAUCCUGAAAAAGUGUAUGCCAGAUAGGGUGGCCAUCAGAGAGGACAGUCCGGUUGUCCUCUACUGAUAUGAAACCUGAUGCCUUUAUCCUCUAUUUUUUUUCUUGAAGAGAAAAAUAGAGGCCAUAAAGGCGUUGGGUUUUGUAUCAACAGAGGACAGAGUAGUAGAGAGACCCCUCUCCACCAGAUGAAGUCUACCAUGUCUUUCCCGUGGUCCUCUUCUGUCUUUCUGUAGUACCAAUACCGUCUAUGCAAUCUAUGCAACCUGACCUCUGUCGCAGCUCGCCCGUGCCGCUUGCCGCAUCCCACAGCCACCGCAUGCGGGGAGCGGCACCGCACCUGGACUCCGGGAGAACGCGGAGCAUCAGGCCUCCCUUUGCCACCGCACCUAGACUCGUGGCCAGCAUUUAGUGUCCCCCCUUCGCUAUGGAUCACGAUGAUAACGAUCAUUAUGUUCACCCUUUCUGUGUGGUUUGCCUGUCUGGCCCUGCUGGGCACCAUCCCCCCCUACUCCUUCAUCUGCUCUGUGCUGUGCGAGGAGGGCACGCACUCCAAGGCAGGGCAGCAUCCCCCCUGCUCCCGGGCAUCGCUCCGGGCCGGGGAGGCGGCUCCCGCGUGACGCCAGCGGCGGCCGGGACGCCCCGCGCCUCCCUCUCUCCUCCGUCCCUCCCUCCCCUGGCUCCGCGGGAUGCGGGAUGCGGGCCGCGCUGCUGCGGGCGCUGCUGUGCGUGUGGCUGGGCGGGCCGCGCGCCGCCCCCGCGCCGGGCCCGGCCGAGCCGUGGUGCCCCUACAAGGUGCUGGGCGAGCCCCGCGUGUGCUUCCGCGCGCCGGCGCCCGACUUCCAGUGCGGCGCGCGGAGCUGCCGCGCCGUGCGCUCGGCCGGCGGCGCGCUCGUGGCCAACGUGCUGCGCAACGGCAGCGUGCUGCUGCAGUGGGCGCCGCCGGGCCCCGGCCCCGGGCUGCGCGGCUUCGCGCUCAACUGCUCGUGGGCCGGCACCUACACGCGGUUCCCGUGCGCCGCCGUGCAGCUGGGCGCCGCCUGCCGCGACUACCUGCUGCCCGACGCGCACGGCAGCGUGCGCUACCGCCUCUGCCUGCAGCCGCUCUACGCGCCCGCGUCCGCACCCGCACCGCCCCGCGCCGCCGACUGCGUGGAGUUCAGCCUGGAGCCGGCCGGCAUGCAAGACAUCGUCAUCGCCAUGACCGCGGUCGGCGGCUCCAUCUGCGUCAUGCUGGUCUGUAUCUGCCUGCUGGUGGCCUACAUCACCGAGAACCUCCUGCCGCCGCCGCCGAGCCGCCGCGCGCCCGCCCCGGACACCGCCUAGGGCAGCCGCCCCGGCCCCGGGCCGCGAGACGCCAAGGUGUUGCCUCUCGCCUUUGUGACGUCGCUUCGAACGCGGUGUUGCCUCUCGCCUUUGUGACGUCGCUUCGAACGCGGGGCGCUUUCAGCAGGUGUCCGGCAGCCCCGCUCUGCUUGGAAAGGCGGGAGGGAGCGGGGAUGCUCUUCAACUUUUAGGAGGACAGCGAUGAUUUGAGUGUUUCAGAGCCUCCUUUUUGAGAAGCAGCUGUGGGGCAGGGCUGGGCUGGGCUGUCCCCCCGGGUUUGGGAUGUGUCAUACCCCGGCUGUGCCGACACAUUUGAGGAAGAAGGGGGGGAAAUAGUUCAGGAGGCAGAAAUCCCAGUGACCAGUUGGCCAAACUUCCGGCUGCAACAGUACUGUGGUGGCCCCCGGCUCAGAGCAGAGCAUUUUCUGAACUGCCAGAGGUUUAGACGGGCAUUGAAACGUUUCAUUUUUCUCCUGCGUUUUGGCCAAAGAGAGCAGAUCAAUAGCAGCUUCGGAAACCACCAGCCCAUUGUGGCUUGGUUCAGAGCCCUCUUAACACUGUGGAAAGGGCUGUCCCUGACUUAAGUGGGUUUUGGAUGCUCCUGGCUGCUCGGCUGCUCUCUGGGCCACGGGGACCUUGCGAACAUCAGUAGGAGAGUUUGCCUUUGGCCUCAGCAGAGAUAGGACUUUAGGAGACUUAAAACGUGGGAUGGGGGAGUGUGGAUCUAGCUGUUCUGUCCUAGGUUUCUGCCAGCAGAAAAUUUCCCAAGGGUGAGCAGAGUCUGAAAACUGGGAUUUAGGAUGGGACUGUCAGCGCUGUGAAAAGACGCUCUGAAUAAAUACCCUCUCUUCCUCGGGCUGGGGAGAGGGCUGCACGCCACAGCUGUGGAUGAGUAAAGUCUUGCAGCCACAGAUCUCCGUCAUGCAGUAGCUGAGUGUUUCUCACGUAGGAGCACUUGUAGCUAGUCACUCAGUGCUGUAGUUAAUGAAGAUUUUAGCCAUACUCUAGGUAUUGAUGACAUUGUGCCUUAGUGUUGAAGGUUUGUCCCAUUGAUUUCAGUUCUUUUCCUGUUCCUGUUGUAAACUUCACUGGAACACACCUAUCUCCCAUAGUGUUUUGUCUCUUGAAUUCAGAAAUAAACUUAGACUGACUAUGACUUGAACUGUAAACCAGUGUAAAUGACUUUCCUAGAGCUCCUACGUUAGUUUGGAUUCAUUACUGUAGCAAAAAUACCCAGUACCAAUAACUCACCAAAACAGAUCAAUCAAAUUGGGGGGGGGGAUUAGGCUUACAUAGCAGGGUGCUAUGGAUAAAUAGUCUCACAGGUGAUCUAUCUUAUAAAUGUGUGUGUGUACGUGCGUGUUUGUCUUCAGUUAGUGCUCUAUUAGCAUUUCUUAGGUAGGAUGUUAGCAUAAACCUUGUAAGUAGAUGGCAAAUGUGGAAAGUCUCUAGGAUCUUGUAUCACGAUACCAUAUGUAUACUAAGCAUAUGCGCGUAGCUAUACUAUCGAGAUUGCAUCUCUCCUUUCUUCCAUAGCUGUUUGGAGCUAUGACAUUUUAUUUGCUGUAGGACUGAUAAUUUGAGAGCAGUUUGGAAGCCGAAGGUCUGUUUCAUCAGACAAAAACCUCUCCCUCAGUUGUUUCUUCAUGUUUUCCUUCUCGCACUGCUUUCCCUUCGCUGGCUUCCUGCCUGGGAACCUUGAUUUUAAAAUAACCCGACAGUAUUUAAAAUAUAAUUUUAAUUUUGAGAUGAGCUCUGAAGGAGAACAUCAUUCUCUUUCCUCCCUGGAGAGAUCUAAUGAUUGAAAAACAUACAGUUAUUUUGAGAAUAUGAAGUUUUAGCUCAUAGAUGAGUUCAGAGGUUUUGAACCCAGUGUGAAUUCGACCCAGUCCUUCCUCCGGCUGGUUCUGGGGAGGGGGCAAGGGAUAUUGUGCAUUUCUAUCAAUCCUGUCACUCGGUGUUGCUCUCUUGUCCUUCACCUUGCCAUGAAUUGACAGACUUGAAAGUUAACUUUAUAACGAAUGAGCCUUGUAUCACCAUGGAGAUGACCUUAAUGAAUUAAAAGAGUAUAAUAAAAGGACGUGAAAAUGUU
This is a messenger RNA of Alligator mississippiensis (American alligator), 4292 nucleotides long. RefSeq names its product fibronectin type III domain containing 10 (gene FNDC10). The transcript has a single exon. The coding region runs from base 1571 to 2200 and encodes 209 amino acids. NCBI's taxonomy places the organism in Eukaryota, Metazoa, Chordata, Crocodylia, Alligatoridae. The record is from RefSeq and is a predicted model, not a curated record.